Phaeodactylum tricornutum CCAP 1055/1 is the source of this 942-nucleotide messenger RNA. RefSeq lists its product with no specific name. The record is from RefSeq and is a predicted model, not a curated record. The transcript has 2 exons. Gene Ontology annotation, cellular component: membrane. Lineage: Eukaryota; Bacillariophyta; Bacillariophyceae; Surirellales; Neidiaceae. The annotation marks the transcript as partial.
UACGAAAAGACGGCCAACGUCGCCACGACGCUCUUUCCCCUCUGGACCGUCCUUUUCACCGGUCUCGCCCUCAAAAGCCCGUCCUCUUUCGCCUGGUUUACCACCGAAUACUUUACGGCGGGUCUGGCCGCACUCAUGCUCUCCAUGGGCAUCACGCUCACCCCCAACGAUUUCAAAAAGGUAGCCGCCCGUCCCAACGCCACGCUCAUGCAGUUUGCUCUCUGUUACGGAAUGAUGCCAAUGCUGGCUCUGGGACUCGGUAAGGCUUUCGCCUUGGAACCCGCCUUGAUUGCCGGUAUGGUGUUGGUCGGGUCCAUCAACGGUGGACAAGCUUCCAACUUGUGUACCUACAUUGCCCGGGGUAACGUCGCCUUGUCGGUCCUCAUGACCACCGCUACCACCUUGGGCGCCAUCGUCAUGACCCCGCUCUUGUGCAAGAGCCUCCUGGGGGCCGUCGUACCCGUCGACGCCGCUGGGAUCGCCAAAUCCACCAUUCAGGUCGUGCUAGCUCCGAUUGUGAUUGGUAUGACCACCAACAAAUUCUUCCCCCGGUUUGUCGAGAAAAUCCUUCCGUUCGCCCCCGUUGUUGGGGUCGUCUCGACCUGUUUACUGGUUGCCAGUGCGGUCGCUCAAGUUGCCGAACCCAUCCUGAACGCCGGAUUGCGUUUACAGAUCCCCAUAAUGUUGAUUCAUCUUUUGGGAGGACUCGUCGGCUACAUUUUGCCCCGUUUGACCGGAUUUGGCGAGACGUCCGCCCGCACCAUGGCGAUUGAAACCUCCAUGAAGAGCUCCGCCUUUGGUUUCCUCUUGGCCAAGCUGCACUUUGGUGACUACGCGGCCCGUGUGCCUUCGGCCGUCUCCGUCGUGUGGAUGGCCUUGAUCGGUUCCUUGUUGGCCGUCGUAUGGCGGUACAUCCCGGUGGAAACCACCGGCAAGUUCGAC